AUGACAGUGCUCUCGGUAGUCAAUUGCCCAGUACGAUACGACUCAUUUCGCCGUGGAGUUGUUGCAGUACCAAACGAUCGGACAGGGAUAAUCACAUCGCCAGCCUGCGAAGAGGCUAUCCGAUUAGCUCAGUAUGCUAAGUAUUCUGCUUGGUCACCCAUUACUGGAGCGCCUGACACAUCAGAUCCAAUGGGCCAGCAUUUCUCUCAACCUCUGCCUCUGACAUUCGGUCGUGUGCCGCCCGAGAUAGAGCAUGUUUCUCUUUCUGGAAUACACACAGUCCGAACAAUUGAGGACAUUUUAGGAGGCAAAGUUAACUCUGGGUUCGGAAUUGUAUUCGCUAUGUUGACAAAGCUUCCUUUGGAUAGUGAAGAUGUCAUUCGGCAUGUUCGACUCUCCUGUUCAAACUGCCAACGUCGAAUGCAUGCCUGUUUGAAUGAUGGUGAUGGUUCGACAACAGAAGUAUCUACUCUAUUCACCUGCCUUACUCCUGACUGUCCACACUCUGGACAAUGCUUUGACCCCCUGGACUUGGAGCAUGUCAUAUCAUGA
Rodentolepis nana is the source of this 552-nucleotide messenger RNA. Lineage: Eukaryota; Metazoa; Platyhelminthes; Cestoda; Cyclophyllidea; Hymenolepididae. The record is from the annotation of a GenBank genome assembly.